CCACCCAACCCCUCCCAGCGGCGAGGCGAGGCGAGGCGAGACAAGAAAACCCUCUCUUGUCCCCUCCGGCCGGAGAUCGAUCGGCGAUGGCGCCCGCUCCCCCCCUCGCCCCCAAGCCCGACCCCGACGCCCCGGCUCCGGCGUUCCCGCUCACGCCCGAGCUCUGCGCCGCGCUCCGCCGGGAGGCCGCCGGCCACGACCCGGGCGGCGCGGCCGCGGGGACUGCGCGUCUCACCCCCGAGAUCCUCGCCACGCUGCGCCGCGAGCUCGAGCCCUCCCCCGACGACCACUCCCACUUCGCCAACCGCCUCCGCCUCUCCCAGCAGCGCCUCGACGCCAUCUCCGCCCGCCUCCCCUCCGCCACGCCGCCUCGCGCACAGUCUCCCCUGCCCCCGCCGCCCCCUCCGCCGCGGGAGCCGUAUCCCCUGCCCCCGUCCCCUCCUCCGCCCAGAGCGCGCGCCUCGUCCCCGGCCGCCGGCGCCUCGGGCUCGGUUAGGAAGCGCCCGCGCGGGGGCCCGGGCGCGGAGAUGGUGCGCGCCAGAGUCGCCGCGUCGCAGGCGGACAUGCUGCAGGCGCGCAACAUGGUGCGCCGCGCGCGGCUCAUCUUCGAGGCGCUCCGGGGCCGCUGCCACCGCAACACCGAGCACCACCACGCGGGCCGCAACCGGGCCGACAUGCGGGCCCUCAGCGCCAUGAUCGACGGGGAGCUCUGCCUCUACCGCGACGUGCGCAUCGUGGGCCCCGUCCCCGGCGUCCUCGUCGGCGACGCCUUCAACUACCGCGCCGAGCUCCUCGUCGUCGGCCUGCACUGCCACACCCAGGCCGGCAUCGGAUACGUGCCCGCCAGCCAGGUCAGCGAGGGCCACCCCGUCGCCACCAGCAUCGUGUCCUCGGGCGGGUACCUCGAUGACCACGACAACGGGGACGUCUUGAUGUACACCGGGAGCGGCGGCCGUCCGCGCAACGGCGGUGACCACCUCUCCGACCAGGAGUUCCAGCGGGGCAAUCUCGCCCUGUCCUACAGCUACAACUACGACGUCGAGGUGCGCGUCAUCCGCUGCCACGACUGCGACGCCAGCCCCAGCGGCAAGCUCUACGUCUACGACGGCCUCUACAAGGUCCAAUCCACCACCUACGGCCCUGGCAAGUCCGGCCGCGAGGUCUGCCGGUUCAAGCUCGUCCGCCUGCCAGGCCAGGACGCGCUCGGCAGCAACACCUGGCGCGCCGCCAGAGACCUCACCGACGCGCUCGUCGCCAAGAUCCGGCCGCCCGGCUACCUCACGAUGGACAUGUCCAAGGGCAAGGAGGCUGUGCCCGUCCCCGUCCGCAACACGGUGGACCAGGACGUCUCUCCCCUCGAGUUCGAGUACCUCGCAUGCUCCGAGUUCCCGGCGCCGCCCAAACCGGUGAGGCGCGGCCACAAGUGCUGCAUCUACUCCAAGACGGCGUGCAGCGAGAUGUCGUCCAAGUGCGCGCCCUCCGGCUGCGCCUGCGUGAAGAGGAGCGGCGGGGGCGGCCCGGCGUACAGUGCCGACGGCACGCUCGUGAGGGGACGGCCGGUGGUGUACGAGUGCGGCGCGAGGUGCGGGUGCCCACCCAGGAGCUGCCCCAACCGCGUGACGCAGCGGGGGAUGAAGCACCGGCUGGAGGUGUUCCGGUCCAAGGAGACGGAGUGGGGCGUGAGGACGCUGGACCUGAUCCAGCCGGGCGCCUUCCUCUGCGAGUUCACCGGAGACGUGCUCCCCGCGGAUCACCCCCGCAUUGCCAACGCGAACACCAAUGCCAGUACCGGCGCGUCAAUGGAGGAGUGGGGAGGCAUCGUCGACCCGAGAAAGUUCCCGCCGAGGUGGAGGGAGUGGGGGGACGCCCCCGCGGCCGUGCUUCCGGACGACGGCGAGGAACCACCCCGGUUCGCGCAGUGCCCGGCGCCGGGGUACGUGAUCGACGUGUCCAAGAGGAGGAACUUCGCGGCCUACAUCAGCCAUAGCCGCGCACCGAACGCGUUCGUCCAGCUGGUGGUCCGCGGCGACGAGGACGAGUCGUGCCCCCACCUGAUGGUCUUCGCCAUGGAGACCAUCCCACCCAUGCGCGAGCUCAGCAUCGACUACGGCGUCGAUCAGUGAUCGAUCGGCAACGUUUCCUAUAUGUGCGUUCUUCUGCCAUUUACAUUUACAUUUACAUUUGCCAUGAAUCGUUCUGUCAUUGUUGUCAGUUGUAGCAUGGAUGAAAGCGAUCCUCCUCUCGCUGAACUGUAUGCUUUGCUUUCCUUCUCUGUGUCUGUAAAUUUUCUCAGUCUCAGUCAAUUGUUCACAUCCAACUUGUCCCGACUUCAGGACUUCAAAAUAAUAACUGUCCGAGUUAAGUUCCAAACAC
Triticum urartu is the source of this 2373-nucleotide messenger RNA. RefSeq names its product histone-lysine N-methyltransferase family member SUVH9-like. The record is from RefSeq and is a predicted model, not a curated record. Gene Ontology annotation, cellular component: nucleus. NCBI's taxonomy places the organism in Eukaryota, Viridiplantae, Streptophyta, Magnoliopsida, Poales, Poaceae. Gene Ontology annotation, molecular function: double-stranded DNA binding; zinc ion binding; histone methyltransferase activity.